GUGGUGAUGUAUCAUAGCAAAAAAGUUAAUUUUGAGGAUCCAUAUAAUUUAACAUUGGAGGUUGUUGAUAAUAGGCCGAUUGAGUUUGAGUAUGACCUUCGUCAGAUAUGUUUUGAUGAACUUCUUAAGGAGAUCGAUCAUUCCUUAGUUGCUGAGGUUUGGGAAGUUCAAUCAAUCGAGCAUAAAUCGAAUAUUGGACAGAAUAUAAACAGUUCAACACCAUCUUUACCUUCUUUUCCGGAUGUUGCUGAUUCGUGGAAUAUCAUGCUUAUUGAAGCUCCUGUACAAGCUGCAGCAAAAGCAAUUGGCCGUAAACAAUUGAUUAAAGGAACAUUGCUUGGGCUUGCCCGUAAAUGUGUAGAAGUAGUUAAUUACGAUGAUUUAAAUGAUUCAAAGAUUUUGAUGGAAACAUUUAAGGAAUGA
Molecule: messenger RNA, 423 nt
Organism: Racocetra fulgida
Lineage: Eukaryota; Fungi; Glomeromycota; Glomeromycetes; Diversisporales; Gigasporaceae
Source: the annotation of a GenBank genome assembly